Messenger RNA from Aspergillus ochraceoroseus IBT 24754, 408 nucleotides. Its product is annotated as SEC61-beta family protein. Bases 1 to 408 code for a protein of 135 amino acids. The transcript has 3 exons. The record is from RefSeq and is a predicted model, not a curated record. NCBI's taxonomy places the organism in Eukaryota, Fungi, Ascomycota, Eurotiomycetes, Eurotiales, Aspergillaceae. Gene Ontology annotation, cellular component: Sec61 translocon complex. Gene Ontology annotation, biological process: intracellular protein transport.
AUGGUGGGUGACCCUAUCCUGUCGAUCCCUCGCACAGCUUCUCCUCGCGCAUCUUCCCCUAUGACAUCUGGCGCUGAAUCCGGCCCGGACUCCAAGUCCGCGGGCGUUGCUUCUGCUGUUUCCUCUGUGAACCGUCCUUCCUCUCCUACUCCUCCUGGUGGUCCCCGCGCUGCUAUGCGCCGCCGCGCCGCCGCCGACCACAAGGAGUCUCUUCGAAAUGCCCGUCCUAGCUCAACCCGUGCUGCUGGUGCCGGUGGCUCCUCCAGCACUAUGCUCAAGCUCUACACCGAUGAGAGCCCUGGUCUCAGGGUUGACCCCGUUGUUGUCCUGGUUCUCAGCUUGGGAUUCAUUUUCUCCGUUGUUGGUCUGCAUGUCAUUGCCAAAAUUACCCGCAAGUUCUCUUCGUGA